Molecule: messenger RNA, 354 nt
Organism: Necator americanus (New World hookworm)
Lineage: Eukaryota; Metazoa; Nematoda; Chromadorea; Rhabditida; Ancylostomatidae
Exons: 1
Coding region: 1-354 (117 amino acids)
Source: RefSeq, a predicted model, not a curated record
AUGCCUCAUGCUGGAAUCGAACCAGCGACCUUCUGUUUACGAGACAGACGCUCUGCCCCUGAGCCAAUGGAAUGCACAUUUCCAACAAGUUCAGCAGUCAAGACUUCAGAAGCUGAUCAAAACAAUGCCUCAUUGGAAUCGAACCAGCGGCCUUCUGUUUACAACAGACGCUCUGCCCCUGAGCCAAUGAGGCUAAUGCUAGCCAUUUUCCAACAAGUUCAGCGAGUCUCACCCAACCCAGGGUCUGCAAGAACAAAUAGUUGUAAACCAGAAGAUGACUGUCCACAAAAGCAUGCCUCAUGCUGGAAUCAAACCAGCGACCUUCUGUUUACUAGACAGACGCUCUGCCCCUGA